Capronia coronata CBS 617.96 is the source of this 1584-nucleotide messenger RNA. RefSeq lists its product as uncharacterized. The transcript is spliced from 5 exons. Gene Ontology annotation, biological process: transmembrane transport; carbohydrate transport. Gene Ontology annotation, cellular component: membrane. Lineage: Eukaryota; Fungi; Ascomycota; Eurotiomycetes; Chaetothyriales; Herpotrichiellaceae. Bases 1 to 1584 code for a protein of 527 amino acids. Gene Ontology annotation, molecular function: carbohydrate:proton symporter activity. The record is from RefSeq and is a predicted model, not a curated record.
AUGGGGAACCCAGAAAUAAUGGACAAAGAUGUCGAAACUAACAAGGAUGCGGCUGCCAUGAUAGCCACUGCCUCUCUCGAAGACCUCGAUGCAGAGGCACGUGUCGCAGCAGACGAAGAACAUGGCCAUUCUUUCUUCCAAGCCGUCAAAUUGUAUCCUACCGCUGUCGGAUGGUCUCUGUUCUUCUCCCUCGGUGUUAUCAUGACAGCAUUUGACCCGCAGCUUAUCGGCCAGCUAUACGCUACCCCAAAGUUCCAGCGAGACUUCGGGUACCUCUACAAGGGCAACUGGAUCAUUUCGGCUCCGUGGCAGACCGGCCUGAGCAUGGGCAACCCAAUCGGCCAGGUUGUCGGGGCUCUCUUCGCGGCGUACCCGAUGGAAUGGUACGGGCGGAAGCUUACGUUCGGGGCGUGCGUCAUCUUCACCACGGGCUGCGUCUUCAUUCAGUUCUUCGCCAGAUCGCUUUCCGUGCUCCUGGCAGGGGAGCUGCUCGGAGGCCUUGUGCUGGGAUCCUAUGCGGUCAUCGCUCCGGCGUACGCGUCGGAAGUGUGCCCCCUGGCGCUGCGAGGUGUGCUCACAUCCUGCACAAACAUCUGCUUCGUCAUUGGCCAGCUGCUCGCCAACGCUGUCAUCGCUGGAACCCAUAAGCUCGACACUCACUGGGCCUACAGUGGCGCUUUCUGUGCCCAGUGGUUCUGGCCAUUGGUGAUUCUCAUCGGCCUACCGUUUGCUCCAGAAAGCCCGUGGUGGCUCCAGAGGAAAGGUCGAAUCGAGGAGGCGGAAAAGGCUCUGAAAAGACUAGCCUCGCCCGAUGUUGACGUCAAACCUACCCUGGCCAUGAUCAUCGAGACGGACCGGCUCGAAAGAGAAAUGGAGUCUGGCUCGACGUACUGGGACUGUUUCAAGAAGAUCAACCUUGUUCGAACAGAGAUCGCCAUAGGUGUCUACACCAUCCAGGUGCUCUCAGGCAUCUACCUGGUUGGUUAUGCCACUUACUUCUUUGAAUUGGCCGGGCUACCGACGGAUCAAGCGUUCAACAUGGGAGUCGGCUUCCUUGCCAUUGGAUUCGUGGGCACCUGCCUUUCCUGGGUGAUGCUGAUUUAUUUCGGUCGGCGAACUAUCUAUAAUUCGGGGCUUGCCUUGUUGGCCGUGCUGCAGUUCAUCAUUGCCAUCCUAGACUGCGCUCCCAAUUACGACAGUCGGCCAGCGAUCGCAUGGGCGCAGAGUGUGUUGAUGCUGAUCUGGAAUUUCAUCUACGAUCUGUCCAUCGGUCCGGUCUGCUUUGUGUUGCUUUGUGAAGUCUCGGCAACCAGAGUCCGCGGUAAGACAAUCGCACUGGCCACCGCCGUGCAAGCGGUUGCAGGGAUUGUCAUGACGGUGUGCAUACCCUACAUGAUCAACGCAGACCAAGCCAACAUGCGUGGCAAGCUCGGCUUCUUCUUCGGCGGCCUUGCAGCUGUGUGCCUGCUGUGGUCAUACUUCCGAGUUCCCGAAUUGAAAGGGAGAACGUACCAAGAAGUGGACAUUAUGUUUGAACGGGGCCUGAAGACGAAAGAGUUCAAGGACUACGUCGUCACAAGAUGA